This is a messenger RNA of Xenopus tropicalis (tropical clawed frog), 3163 nucleotides long. The record is from RefSeq and is a predicted model, not a curated record. NCBI's taxonomy places the organism in Eukaryota, Metazoa, Chordata, Amphibia, Anura, Pipidae.
AUUCAGAAAUCUCUGUAACAUGUAACGUGCAAUCUGCUGUAUGAGGAGCACAGCACAGCUUUCCCCAAGGCACAAGGCAUCUUAAUUGAACACCAAGGGGCACAUUUUCUAUGCACCCUGGGUAAUAGAAAGUUACCUUCCCCUACAGUGUAAUUAGCAUGAUUGUAAUUGUAUAUUUCAUGCCAUAAAUGGAGUACACUGAGAUAUCAGUCCUGGCAAAACCCAUCGAAGUCAACAGAACAAAUCUAGUGGGCAACAACUUGUUGGCAUGGAAAGUAUGAAACCAUCAGAUACAACUCAACCAACCCCUCCUUUUCAGAACUUGGCUCUGCUGGUUGUAUGCCCAGUUCUUUAAGCUUCUCUAAGACAGCGGAGCUCAGCAGUGGAUGGGCUGCGGUCUUUGAGUUCUCCCCCCUCACCCUGAAUCUCAUGGCUUCUCCUCCACCCCACCAACUGCAGUGCAGUGUCAAACUGGUCUUCCUCAGUGAGGAGCAGAGGAAGGGAGGCGAAGACAGUAGUGGAUGUGGAUUACUGCAGCUGUCCAGCAGCUCAAACACCAAACUCUUACAACUUAAUGUCCAUCCUGGAGAAGAUGAUGCGGACAUAACCAUUACAGAUGGUGAUGGAGUUUGUGUGUUCAAGAGUUUAAUUAACAAGGAUACAGAAUACUGCCGCGUGGGGAAGCAAUCAGUCCUAAUUACAAUUGGUUUUAAUAGUGCAUUGUUACAUUUCAAGACACAUAGUGAGUACAGUUCUUUUCACAAUGCUUUGAAGAGGUAUAGGAAUCACAGGAAGGAACAUAAUGUGUUCUCUCAGCGCACAGAGGAAUCGUCGGCUUCACAGUACUUCCAGUUUUAUGGCUGUUUAUCUCAACAACAGAAUAUGCUGCAGGACUAUGUAAGGACCACAACAUAUCACAAAGCUAUUUUACAAAACCAUGUUGAUUUCAACAACAAGGUUGUCCUGGAUGUUGGCUGUGGUUCGGGAAUCCUCUCAUUCUUUGCCGUGCAAGCUGGUGCAAGGAAGGUUUAUGCAGUGGAAGGGAGCUCGGUUGCAAAAUAUGCUGAGAUGCUUGUUAUUAGUAACAACCUUUCCGAAAAAAUCUCUAUUAUACGUGGAAAAAUUGAAGAAAUAACUCUCCCUGAGUAUGUAGAUGUAAUUAUAUCUGAGCCAAUGGGAUACAUGCUAUUUAAUGAACGAAUGUUGGAGAGUUACCUGCACUCUAAAAAGUGGCUGAAACCAAAAGGCAUGAUGUUUCCUGCAUUCAGUGAUAUCCACCUGGCUCCUUUUUCAGAUGAACAGUUAUACACAGAACAUUAUUCCAGGGCAAACUUCUGGUACCAGCAGUGCUUUUAUGGGGUCAAUUUGGCAGGCUUGCGAAGUGCAGCAGUUGAUGAAUACUUCCGACAGCCAAUUAUAGACACUUUUGAUAUAAGAAUCUUGAUGGCCCGAACAGUAAAAUAUACUGUUAAUUUUAUUGAUGGUAAAGAAGAAGAUCUACACAGAAUGGAGAUCCCCUUUGUUUUCCACAUGGUACAGUCUGGAUUAGUCCAUGGACUUGCAAUAUGGUUCGACGUUGCAUUUGUUGGAUCACUGGUCACAGUCUGGCUUUCCACCGCUCCGACAGAACCUCUAACUCACUGGUACCAGGUACGCUGCCUUCUCCAGACUCCUCUCUUUGCAAAAGAGGGUGAAACUCUCUCAGGGAAAGUGCUGCUUCAGGCUAAUAAACGACAAAGUUAUGACAUACAAAUUGUGGCAGCGGUAGACCAAACUGGCUUUAAGUCUGGUAACAUUCUCGAUCUAAAGAAUCCCUUUUUUAGAUAUGCAUGAGCUGUGUGAGUGAAAAUCUAUGGAAGGAUUUUGGAAUGAAGAAAGCUGUUUAUCCAAACCUGAAACAAUGGAGAAAAAAAAACAAAAAAAAAAUAUCUGUCUGUAUUCAGUGGAUUUUUAAAUUCAAAUGUUUUAUUUCCAUUAUGCAUUUUUAAUAAAGUAAUAAAGAUUUUAUAAGAUGGCUUAUUUAUUAUGAAGAGAACAGCAUGAUACUCUUUAAAGAUAGGCCAUGCAGAUACAAAUAAAAUAAGAGUACACAAUCAAUCAUAGUUUGUUGUGCAGAUGAUAACUGAUACAACUGUAAUAUAAAUAUUACAUUUUUGGAUGUUUAAUAUGUAAUAGCAAAUGAGUAUUUAAUGAGAUGAUAAUGUGUUUAUGGGUCAACUGACCUCAAACUGGGUAGUUCACAUUUAAGAACUUUUAUAAUGUUAUAGAAUGUCCUAUUCUAAGCAACUUAUCAAUUGGUCUUCAUUUUGUACUUUUUUUUAAAGUUUUUGUUAAUACUUGCCUUCUUUAUUUGCCACUUUCUAAAAUUCAAAGGGGGUCGCUAACCCCAGCAACCAAAAAACUUCCUCUGUGAGGCUACAAUUUUAUUGUUACUUUUUAUUGCCUAUCUUUCUACUUAGUGCCAUAACUCAUAGCAAGCAAUUAUCAAUAUAUAUAUAUAUAUUUUUUUUUUUAUUCUUCCAGUAGACUGGCUGGGUUACAAAACCGGCCAAACUGUCCUUCCUUAGUAAAUUAACCUAUACAUAUGAUCCUAAAUCAAAAUAAUGCUGAAGGUUUGUGUUUCUUGAGCUGUUGGAAUAUGAACAUGUACAUAAUGUACAUUAGAUUCAGAAAGACACAUAUUUUGUUAAAAAUGUUAAAAUACUUAAUUAAAAAACAAAAACAAAACAAAACAACAAUGGGAACUCAUUUUCAUUAUAAGUUAUAGGAAUAAACAAAACAAUUUUACAGUUGGAAUCUAUGAAACUAGUAUUAUUGCAGUGGGUAAAAAAAGAGGACAUAGUUAUGGAGUCUCUGUAGAACUUUGUGUUUUAUGAGCUGUAGUUAUACAGAUGAUAAAUCAACUAAACAUCUACUAGAAAUCCAUUAAUGGCUCCAUUGGUAUAUGACAUGACAUGCAUUUAGGAUAGCACUGCUAACCCUGUAGGUUUAAUCUCAAUGUCUACGUUUUGGUUGGAAAGUGAUAAAACACAUUGCCAAACAUUAUUAUUUCCUUGUACUGUGCAUUUUACUCAUUUCUGCCCUAAAGAAUGCCAUUAAGUUGCAAACAUCAAUCACUGUAAUCUUUCAUGUUGAGAUUUCUGGCCUAUAAAUAAGCCUCAUA